CACUGAAGCAAGGAUGGAAUGGACUACUCUCAAAAUGUUGGCAUCGACCAACCCAUAUUACAGACCAAACCGGAGGAGCCAAACUCCGAGCUCGAAGAGGUACUAUCCGACACAAGUUUAUCGUACUUUUGGCGUCUCCGACGAGCCGGGAGCUUAGAACUGGGUACCCUCUUCCGACUUGCAGCUCCGGCAGUCAUUGUUUACUUGCUCAACUGUUUUACCUCCAUGUCCACCCAGAUCUUCUGUGGCCAUCUCGUCAAUCUUCAACUUGCCGCUUCAGCUCUUGGCAACAAUGGUGUCCAAGCUUUUGCCUAUGGCGUCAUGCUUGGAGUGGGAAGUGCAGUUGAGACAUUGUGUGGCCAAGCAUAUGGAGCACAUAAAUAUGAAAUGCUAGGAAUAUACCUUCAAAGAUUAACAGUCCUCCUCAUGACAACUGGGUUAAUCCUUACGAUCCUCUACAUAUUCUCCAAGCCCUUCUUGAUCUUACUAGGCCAAUCACCCUCAAUCGCCUCGGCCCUUUCAUUGUUCACCUAUGGUCUCAUCCCACAAAUAUUUGCAUAUGCAGCCAAUUUCCCCAUCCAAAAAUUCCUUCAAGCACAGAGUAUUGUGAACCCCAGUGCCUAUAUUGCAGCAGCCACAUUGGUUGUACACAUUUUAUUGACAUGGCUUGUGUUGUUCAAAUUUGGGUGGGGAUUAUUGUAUGCAGUACUGGUAUUGAGCUGAUCAUGGUUUAUCAUUGUGGUGGCACAAUUUGUGUACAUUUUGGUUAGUGAUAGGUGCAAGCAUACUUGGAGGGGAUUUUGUAUCCUUCCAUUUUCUGGACUAUGGGAUUUCUUAAAAUUAUAGGCUUCCUCGGCUGUAAUGUUGUGUUUGGAGAGUUGGUACUUUCAAAUAUUAGUUUUGAUUGCUGGUUUGCUUCCAAAUCCUGAAGUGGCAUUAGACUCCCUUGUGAUUUGCCAAACAAUACUUGGAUGGGUGUUCAUGGUAGCUGUUGGGUUCAAUGCAGCUGCAAGGUCAGUCACUGAAUCCUUUCACUGCAAGGUCAUUUCUUUCACAAUUUUUAUGGAAGACAAGAGGUAGGAGAGGGAAGGUGCUUGAACUAUCAAUAUGGACAGAUGGCAUGAGUGGGAUAGUAAUGUGUUGGAAAACGUUAAUGUGUACACAAUAACUCUGUUUUUUUCGGCUACAGCCCAAAUUAUGCAUAUAAAGUCCAAAUACUAAACUCAACUACUGCACUAGCCCAAAUUAUGCGUAUAAACUUUGUGAUAGUAACGUGUUGGAAAACGCAUUAGCUUUUGGAUUCUUUCAAAGAUUUUUUGAGGUGAUUGUAGGG
This is a messenger RNA of Ilex paraguariensis (yerba mate), 1333 nucleotides long. The record is from the annotation of a GenBank genome assembly. Lineage: Eukaryota; Viridiplantae; Streptophyta; Magnoliopsida; Aquifoliales; Aquifoliaceae.